Bicyclus anynana (squinting bush brown) is the source of this 1048-nucleotide messenger RNA. It is a transcript of the gene Hmga, whose product is annotated as high mobility group protein HMGI-C. Gene Ontology annotation, molecular function: DNA binding. Lineage: Eukaryota; Metazoa; Arthropoda; Insecta; Lepidoptera; Nymphalidae. The record is from RefSeq and is a predicted model, not a curated record. Gene Ontology annotation, cellular component: chromatin; nucleus. The transcript has 4 exons. Gene Ontology annotation, biological process: regulation of DNA-templated transcription. Bases 193 to 561 code for a protein of 122 amino acids.
AUGUAACCAUGAACUAUAGAAUGAAAUUCUUAACUUUGGCGCCCUCUACACUGACGCCAAACAAACACCGGCGCGCGGCUAGUGCCCCAGUCCCAGGCCCCAGCCCGCCAUAAUUUUCUUUUUGGCAUUCGCUGUGUCGUUGGCUGUAAACAAUUCUAUUUGCCUCUGUAGGUGUAAAUACAAUUAACUAAAAUGUCUGAUGACGGAUCAACCGCAGUUGAGAAGAAAGGACGUGGUAGACCUAAGUCUAAUGGAACACAAUCAGAAACUAAAGGGGAUUCCAAGAAAAGAGGAAGACCACCAGCAGCUGCAGCUAAGACUAAGGAAUCCAAAAAUUCAUCUGAUGAUGAACAAGCACCUGCAGUCAAAAGAGGAAGGGGCAGGCCAAAGGGUUCCAAGAAAAAAAUGGCUGCUUCUAGAGCAAAGAGCAGUGGUGGUGGUGGCGGUGAGGGGCGAGGUCGUGGCAGACCGCGCAAGGACGCACCUCCGCCCAAGAAAGAUGCUGCUUCUACUGAGGAGGAACAAGAAGAUGAAGAAGAGGAAGAGGGCUCUGACCAGUAAACUUGAUUGUUCAUCAUACAACUCACUCUUAGUGUAAUUGUUUCUCAUCAUAACCCCUCGUGCAUUGGAACUUGUCGUGACAUACAUCAUGUUCUCUAGCUUCUGUAUCAUUUGGGGGUUAUCAUGAUAACACAAGUCUCAAAACAACAUUUCUCCCAAAUUUUAUUCAUGUGAUGAUAUAAUUGAAAUUAUUAUUAGCAGAUUUAAGAAGUCCUCUUUGUGAUUUUAUUGCAUUUACUUGAACUAUUUUACACAAUAGAAAUAUCUUACAUGGCUAAACUUUGGGCAGACUUAGCUCUCCCUAGAAACGUACAACUUUAAGAUAUAAUUUGUAAGAUCCUUUUUUUGUAGAUUUAUUCUAUUUCUAUUAUUAUAGGUAUUUUGUAAUCAUCUGAUUUAUAUUGUAAGAAUCAAUACACUUUUGUAGAUUUAUUGAUUUUGACUCAAAAGUCAAGUAUUAUUUUCUUUAAUAAAUAUUUCAUUAUAA